Molecule: messenger RNA, 2567 nt
Organism: Hypoxylon trugodes
Lineage: Eukaryota; Fungi; Ascomycota; Sordariomycetes; Xylariales; Hypoxylaceae
Product: mitochondrial matrix Mmp37
Exons: 1
Coding region: 386-2029 (547 amino acids)
Biological process (GO): cardiolipin biosynthetic process; CDP-diacylglycerol biosynthetic process
Cellular component (GO): mitochondrion
Molecular function (GO): phosphatidate cytidylyltransferase activity
Source: RefSeq, a predicted model, not a curated record
CUUACCAUUACCGAAGUACCAAUCCAAAAGCUUCCCGCGAUGUUGGUGGGCUUAUUAACGUAAUAAAUCUACUACUACUAUUACUACUAUCCACUAUCCACUCUCUAAUCCAUCUUGCUUCACCAAUUUUCAACAACCCAAGGUCCAAAUGGGACCACUUCUUCCCUCUUAAGUUAUACUUCUAGACCGUAACACCUCGACUCGUGAGGCUUCACAUUACAUACCACAUGGAUUCCUUCUUUCGGUAAUUUCAUUGCGGCUUUUGCUGCUAUUGAAUUCUUUUGCGACUAGCAAUUCGCGCAAUUCAUGGUCUUCUAAAUCAUCUGUAGCCCGUAACCUCUUAUUACACUCAUCCGCAUCGUAACGUCAUUCGAUCGGCAACAUCAUGGUUGUACGCCCAUUGCCUCCUAUUUCUGGGGGACUUCCAACAGUCUGGAUUAGUGCUACAGCUUCACGAUUUCAGGCAGCACACAUACGAGCAGGUUCAAGACCGUAUUCCAUACAUGCAACUCGAUUAGAACGCCGACUGCGAACCAGCAUUCCUAAAUCUUCUCGAUGUUCGCCCACGUCUAGACUUUUCCUCCGUACCUUCGCAUCCGAUACGUCUAAACCCGCAACAUCCGAAGGAGCUAAAGCCGCACAGAAGAAAGAGUCCGAAACCGACUCUGCCGCAAGCGCUGCUAGUUCUCCCGAUGAACCCCAUUCGCAAAAGCAAGGUGUUACUCCUCUCACCACCUCUUCGACCGACUCAGACCUCGAUUGGGAAGAGAAACCCAACUUCCAUAUAGAAAAAUUCACCGAGCUUCCUUACCAAAACUUUGGAGUUAAUCAGCAUAUGAUAAUUGAUCGAGAGUUUAAAGAGGUAUUGCGUCAGCUACUAUGGAGGUUCCGAGCUCCGAUUCGCUACGCCUUCGCAUAUGGCUCCGGCGUUUUCCCACAAUCCAAAGGCGGUACAGCGACGGAAGCUGAGAUCAAAGCGGUCCACCCGAAGGCGCCAGUUGCGGUCCAAAAAGCACAGGAUGGCUCUCCAAAAGUGAUCGAUUUCAUAUUCGGAGUUUCUUAUACGCAACAUUGGCAUUCCUUGAAUCUUAUGCAACACCGUGAUCAUUAUUCAGCGCUCGGGUCGUUAGGAUCAGCUGCUGUGUCUUAUGUGCAAGAUAAAUGGGGUGCUGGGGUCUACUUCAACCCAUACGUCACCAUCGAUGGAAUAUUGAUCAAGUACGGCGUUGUCAAUAUCGAUACCCUGUGCAGGGACCUGAGCGAAUGGGAUACCCUGUACCUUGCCGGUCGUCUGCACAAGCCAGUGAAGAUCCUCCGUGAUGAUCCGAGAGUCCGUCUUGCAAACCAGAUCAACCUUCUCUCAGCCCUACGGACAGCUCUCUUACUCCUCCCCCCUACCUUCACCGAGCAGGAAUUGUAUGCGACAAUUGCGGGUAUUAGUUAUCUUGGUGAUCCUCGAAUGGCUUUUCCUACUGAGAAUCCAAAGAAAGUUGCGAAUAUUGUCAAUAACAACAUGCUCAAUUUCCGGCGACUAUAUGCACCUCUUGUCGAAUCUCUUCCCAACGUUGAUUAUGAUGAUCCGGCCUGCAGCAAACCGGAUUGGAUCACCAACACUGACGCUGUGUUAAAGAUUCAGCAAGAUAUGGACCCCAUCAAGCGAGGCAAUAUGGUUCGGCGGCUACCAAAAGCCUUCCGUUCAAAGCUAUACUUCGAAUACCAGAAAAAGUUCCAAAUACCGCAACUCGAAUUCAACAAGAUGAUGGAAGAGAAUAAGGACGAAGAUGCUACUUCUUUCAAGAGGCAGCAAGGCGGCGGCUUCGAGCGGCGCAUCGCACAAGACGAACCCGAAUCCCUCCGACAAAACGUCCGCGAUGUCAUUAAAAAGACGAUCAAUUGGCCCAGUACCACGCAAAGUAUCAAGGGAGUUGUUACGGCUGGUUUCAGCCGAAGUAUCCGUUACUUAGGCGAGAAAAUAGCCAAGUACCGUGAGUCUAGCAAGCCUGAAAAAGAUGAUGAGAAGUCUUCGUAAGCCCACCCCUAUAUGAAAAUACCACAGCCAUAUCCGCGCACAUUUAACAUUGCGCCAUACUGGGACCAAUUCAUUCUAGUUGAGAAUGAACGCUAGACGUCAUGUAUACACACGUUUCGAGUAUCUCAGAGCCAGGUUACAGCCACAAGGCAAUCAUUACUGAUCCUGCCAUACUCCAUCAAUUUCCUAUGUUCAUCGAAAGGCAUAUUGUAUGGAUUUAGGCUGGUUUGGAUCUAAAAACGCUCUCGAUACCAGAAGAGGACAGCCAGUACCUGUUCUACCCAGAAAACCCCCGCAGUCGUGUAUACCAUAUCUCACGGCCUACAGGAGUUAGGUCUUAUAUUUGAUUAGAAAGAGAUGGUCACGACAGCAUAAAACUUGUUAUAUUUAAAAAAAAAAAAAUUAUAGGCCAUGCUGACUCCACGGUCAAAGCAUCUCAGGAAAAAAAGAAAACACAUAUGUACUGUUUAGUAUAUGCUAGACAGAUCGCAGAAGAAAAUCAAAAUAUAUUCAAAGAUACAUUUAUUUAUUCUCAACC